AGUGUUCUGAAUCCUGUAUCGUGUUUUUACUGACGCGCUGGGGCGAGUACAAUCCACUGAUCAGCGUAUACCAGAUAGUGAGAAUCCUUAUAUGGUCCUUCGAGCUAGAGAGGAAAACUUCCUAACAUUCGGUCUAUCAAGCCGGAUAGGAAAAACUUCCUAACAAGUUGUAUAAAUAAAAAGUUCUUCAGACUGACAGGCUGCAGUGAUGUGUGUGCUGAAGCUCAGACUCGUGUUCACCUGCCUCACCGUGCUGCACAUGUGCUCCAGCUCACCGGCCGAAAGAUGUGGGGUACUGGAGCAGUGUGUGAAGGUGAACUCCAGCAAAAGUGCUGACCUGGUGAAUGUGACUCUGUAUUAUGAGUCUCUGUGUCCUGACUGUCAGGUGUUCCUGGCGAUUCAGCUCAUGCCGACCUUCAUCAUGCUGAGAGACAUCAUUACUUUGGAGCUUGUCCCGUUCGGCAAUGCAGAGGAAAAGCAGGUGGGAGACAAGUAUGAGUUCACCUGUCAGCACGGACCAGACGAGUGUCUGGGGAACAUGAUCGAGACGUGCAUGCUGAAUAAACUGAGAUUGGCUGCAUAUCCGGUGAUUUACUGCAUGGAAGCAGCUGUUGAUGUGGUGAAGGCGGCCGAAUCUUGUCUCGCCCUGUUCAGCCCCGAGACCAAAUUUGGAGACAUCAUGUCGUGUGUGAACGGUGACGAGGGAAAUCAGUUAAUGCAUCAGAACGCCAAGAAAACCGCAUCUUUACAGCCACCGCAUCAAUACGUGCCGUGGAUCACCAUCAACGGAGAGCACACUGAGGAACUGCAGAAUAAAGCGAUGAACUCACUCUUCCUACUCGUCUGCAGCCUCUACAAGGGUGAUGCUCCUCCAGCAUGCUCUCUAGGACAGAAGGGGGUGAAGAUGAGUUACUGCUGAACAAAAGUUGUACUGUGACUGUAAUCCUGAAUGAAUAAAUCAAUAAAGGAAUGUACACAUGG
Messenger RNA from Silurus meridionalis, 981 nucleotides. Its product is annotated as gamma-interferon-inducible lysosomal thiol reductase-like. Gene Ontology annotation, molecular function: oxidoreductase activity, acting on a sulfur group of donors, disulfide as acceptor. Lineage: Eukaryota; Metazoa; Chordata; Actinopteri; Siluriformes; Siluridae. Gene Ontology annotation, cellular component: lysosome. Bases 209 to 919 code for a protein of 236 amino acids. The record is from RefSeq and is a predicted model, not a curated record. The transcript is spliced from 8 exons.